AAAUCAUUUCACAAAACACACAUUUAUACUUCAUUGAGCUCUUUGUCUUCUCUCUGCUUGAUUUGGAGAGAUGACUACAUAUUCUCUAUCAAAAGGGUUCAUGAGAACACUCAUGUUUGUGACAGCUAUCUUCCUCAUUGGAGGCAUCUCCGAAGUCAAUGCAAGUGCGACGAGGCACUACACAUUUAACAUUACAUUACAAAAUGUAACACGGUUGUGCCACACGAAGACAAUGGUGACAGUAAAUGGUCAAUUCCCCGGGCCUCGCAUUUUUGCAAGGGAAGGUGAUCGGCUUCUUAUCAAAGUGAUCAAUCAUGUUCCUAAUAAUAUAAGUAUUCAUUGGCAUGGUAUUCGACAACUUCGUAGCGGUUGGGCAGAUGGACCGGCAUAUAUAACGCAAUGUCCUAUCCAAACCGGGCAAAGCUAUCUUUACAAUUUUACAAUUGUAGGCCAAAGAGGAACUUUGUGGUGGCAUGCCCAUAUUUCAUGGCUAAGGUCAACUCUAUAUGGACCUAUGGUCAUUCUCCCUAAGCUUGGAGUGCCUUAUCCUUUUGUCAAACCCUACAAAGAAGUCCCUAUUAUAUUUGGUGAAUGGUUCAAUGCUGAUCCCGAGGCAAUAAUAAGUCAAGCCAUACAAACUGGGGGUGGUCCAAAUGUAUCUGAUGCCUAUACAAUUAAUGGGCUUCCUGGACCCUUGUACAAUUGCUCAUCAAAAGAUACAUUCAAGUUAAAAGUGAAGCCUGGGAAAACAUAUCUCCUCCGGUUGAUCAACGCUGCACUCAAUGAUGAACUUUUCUUUAGCAUCGCUAAUCACACACUUACAAUUGUCGAUGCUGAUGCUGUGUAUGUUAAACCUUUUCAAACAAGUACGCUUCUCAUCACUCCUGGACAAACCACCAACGUUCUCCUCAAGACCCAUUCCAAUUUUCCGAAUGCCACUUUCCUUAUGAUGGCCCGACCAUAUGCAACUGGCCAGGGCACAUUCGAUAACUCUACUGUCGCUGGUAUUUUAGAGUACGAACAUCCCACUAAAGUUCACCUUAAAAAGCUUCCCCUGUUUAAGCCGACACUACCUUCUCUUAACGACACUUCUUUUGCGACGAAUUUCUCAAGCAAAUUGAGAAGUCUUGCUAAUGCUCAAUACCCAGCUAAUGUUCCAAAAAAUAUUGACAAACAUUUCCUCUUCACAGUUGGCCUGGGGACAAGUCCUUGCAACCAAAAUCAAACUUGUCAAGGGCCUAAUGGGACUAGAUUUGCAGCCUCAAUUAGCAAUAUUUCAUUUGUUCAACCAACCACAGCACUACUUCAAUCUCACUUUAUUGGAAAAUCAAAUGGAGUUUACUCUCCUGAUUUUCCAUAUAGUCCAAAUUGGUUCAAUUACACAGGAAACCCUCCAAACAAUACUAAAGUGGGAAAUGGGACCAAACUCAUGGUUCUCCCAUUUAACACCAGCGUAGAACUUAUCAUGCAAGAUACAAGUAUUCUUGGUGCUGAGAGUCAUCCUCUUCAUCUCCAUGGAUUUAACUUUUUUGUUGUUGGCCAAGGUUUCGGAAACUUUGACCCCAAUAAAGAUCCUAAGAACUUCAAUCUUGUCGACCCGGUUGAAAGGAAUACAGUUGGUGUGCCAUCAGGCGGAUGGGUUGCUAUUCGAUUCUUCGCAGAUAAUCCAGGUGUAUGGUUCAUGCAUUGUCACUUAGAAGUCCAUACAAGUUGGGGUUUGAAGAUGGCUUGGCUUGUUUUAGAUGGAAAACUUCCCAAUCAGAAAUUGCUUCCUCCUCCAACCGAUCUCCCAAAAUGUUAACCUUUAAGUUGUUUGUCUCCUCUUUAAAUUGGUUUUUAUUUUCCACCGAGUUUUCAAGUUUGUUUGAGUCUUUUGUAACUGUGUUUUAAUCUUCGUGAAAAGGAGUGUUGGUUUGUGUAAAAGACAUUGAGAGAAUAACUUAACUUGUUUCAGAGCUGUAAGAGUUGUGUUUUUAGUGAUUGAUAAAUAUUUUUUAUCUACU
Molecule: messenger RNA, 2003 nt
Organism: Impatiens glandulifera
Lineage: Eukaryota; Viridiplantae; Streptophyta; Magnoliopsida; Ericales; Balsaminaceae
Product: laccase-17-like
Exons: 6
Coding region: 71-1801 (576 amino acids)
Biological process (GO): lignin catabolic process
Cellular component (GO): apoplast
Molecular function (GO): copper ion binding; hydroquinone:oxygen oxidoreductase activity
Source: RefSeq, a predicted model, not a curated record